AAAUUCUUUGCUAGGAGGCGUGAGAGUACGCCAUUUAUUUUGAGUGGUUAAGCAUGCAAAGAAAAGCGAAUAUUAUUUGUUUUAUUUAACUGUUUUGUAGGUAGUAUGGAUAUCGUGUUUUGAAACACCCAUGGCUUUUAAAGAUAGAUAGCGGUUUUGUGUAAUGAAAUGUUUUUAAAUUCUAUAGCGGUUUGGAGAAUGUCUUCAUUCAUUAGAAAGGGAUUCAGAUUUAAUUUAACGAAUAAUUUGUGCUGCAAAGCGGUACAUGAUGCUGACACCAUUUUUGCCCUGUCGUCUGGACACGGAAGGUGCGGCGUGGCAGUGGUGCGGGUCAGUGGCCCUGCUUCUGCUUUGCUUCUCCGAAGCAUGGCUGGUCCACGAGGUUUGCCUCCCUCAAGGACUGCGGUCCUCCGAAACAUCACCGACCCCCGUUCCCAGGAGCUACUCGACCGGGGACUCGUACUGUGGUUCCCAGGACCUCGCAGUUUCACUGGAGAAGACAGCGCAGAGUUCCACUUACAUGGGGGUCCUGCUGUCAUCACUGGGGUUUUACAAGCCCUCGGUAAUGUUCCAGGUGUACGUCCGGCAGAGGCCGGGGAGUUCACCAGACGGGCCUUCCACGCUGGCAAGCUGGAUCUGACAGAGGUCGAGGGCUUGGGGGACCUGAUCCAUGCAGAGACGGAGGCUCAGCGCAGGCAGGCCCUGCGGCAGAUGGAGGGAGACCUGAGUCGGCUCUAUCAGGGCUGGAGCCAGCGCCUGGCCAGGGGCCUUUUCUACGCAGCGGCUGGAAAAAACACAAUUCAGGAUGUUUUCUUAUGGGCUGUGACUCACUGUUUCAGCCGUAUGGCUCAGUCUUUGGCUCACAUGGAAGCCUUCAUUGACUUCAGUGAGGAUGAACUUAUUGAAGAAGGUGUCUUAAAUGAAGUGGACCUCUCUGUCCUGCAGCUCCAAAGCGAAAUCGAGGGGCACCUGCAGGACGGACGGCGGGCAGAGCGGCUCCGCAGCGGCGUCCAGGCGGUGAUCGCCGGAGUCACCAACGCGGGCAAGAGCAGCUUCCUGAACCUGCUCUGUCAGCGCCCAGCCGCCAUCGUGUCCCCCACAGCCGGUACCACCAGGGAUGUAGUGGAAACCUCACUGAACAUCGGGGGGUUUCCUGUGGUACUCAGUGACACCGCUGGACUCAGAGACACAGUGGACAGUGUGGAGAUGGAAGGGGUCCGUAGGGCUAAGGAGAGGGUGCAGCUGGCUGAUGUGACGCUAGUGGUUGUGGAUUCGACCCAGCUUCCCCAGAACUACGAGGGCGUACAAAUCUUCCUCACUAACCACCUCAGGUCCAUACUUCCUAAUGGGGAUGACUGGAUUGCUUCUCUGCAGAGAUGCCUCCUGGUCCUCAACAAAAAAGAUCUACUCAGCAAGGAAGCCGUGGACAGUUUGCAGAAAUCCAUCAGUCAGGCAGAGGACUUGCCUCCAGCCAGUCUCUUAUCAUGCCUGACCGGAGAUGGUCUAGAUCAUCUUUUGGACCUUUUGCAGGAUCGAAUGAGAACUUUGUGUGGAGAUCCCCUUGUCGGUUCUGUAAGUUUAACCCAAGCUCGACACCGCUGUCACUUGCAGCAGUGUGUGAGGGCUCUGUCUCUGUACCACACCUAUCGCAACAUGGACUUGGCUUUAGCGGCUGAAAGUCUCCGCUUGGCCCUCACCAGUGUGGGCAGGAUCACAGGGAAGGUGGGAGUUGAGCAAAUUCUCGACAUGAUCUUCAGAGAUUUCUGCAUAGGGAAGUAGCCAUGAACACAGUCCAUGUAGAUGUAUGGGGCGAAAUAUAUAAUGGUGUUUGACCAAUAAAAUUAAUUUAAUGAA
Molecule: messenger RNA, 1854 nt
Organism: Brienomyrus brachyistius
Lineage: Eukaryota; Metazoa; Chordata; Actinopteri; Osteoglossiformes; Mormyridae
Gene: gtpbp3
Product: GTP binding protein 3, mitochondrial
Exons: 10
Coding region: 169-1779 (536 amino acids)
Biological process (GO): tRNA wobble uridine modification; tRNA methylation
Cellular component (GO): mitochondrion; cytoplasm
Molecular function (GO): GTPase activity; protein binding; GTP binding
Source: RefSeq, a predicted model, not a curated record